This is a messenger RNA of Myxocyprinus asiaticus (Chinese sucker), 7228 nucleotides long. Its product is annotated as adhesion G protein-coupled receptor B1-like. Gene Ontology annotation, cellular component: plasma membrane; postsynaptic density; dendrite. Gene Ontology annotation, molecular function: G protein-coupled receptor activity. Gene Ontology annotation, biological process: negative regulation of angiogenesis; adenylate cyclase-activating G protein-coupled receptor signaling pathway; engulfment of apoptotic cell. Bases 745 to 5583 code for a protein of 1612 amino acids. The transcript has 32 exons. NCBI's taxonomy places the organism in Eukaryota, Metazoa, Chordata, Actinopteri, Cypriniformes, Catostomidae. The record is from RefSeq and is a predicted model, not a curated record.
UUCAUACACUGAAUCCCGUUUGUGUGGACAGAGCGGACGAGGACAGCCCCUGAACCGACAGGACGACUUUCACUGCCCCGAUACACAGAGACAAAACAACCCGAGCUUGAGCCACCUCCCUGGUGCUUUCACGCCACUUGAGGACUUUCUUUCUUUCUUUUUUUCCUUCUUUUUUCUUUUUUUUUUUUUUUUUUUUUUUUUUUUUUUGUGGAAAACGGGAGGACCAUAACGACUUGUUGGUUUAAGAUUGGGAAACAGACUAACAGAAGUGACAGAACAGAAAUACACGUUAACAGGAUAAGCUGUGAAUUUAUGGAUGCUUGUUGCUUUUUUCCGGACGUGUGAACACCUGUCUUCCAGUGGAGCAAACAGACCUCCUUUUGUGUCAUUGUUCGAGCAGAUAUUGCCUGUUGAAAGAAUGAACGCACCGAACUUAUUCUAAACAAGUUGGAGGAAUAGUCGUGGAGUCAUUUUGCAAAGGCUUUAUGUGCUGACAAAACAGAUGAGACAUGCCAACUUUUUGGAGAUUUCUCUGAUGCUGUGUGGCAUUAUGGACAACAAACUGGACCAGUGAGCCAAUGUUCUCUCACACCCUGAGCUGUCAGUCUCAACAGUUCUGCAAACAACUGAGAAUAUCAACAGAUCAACAAUAAGAGGCUGUUGAUCAACACAAGAAAAGGUGCAAAUAGGAGAAAUAAAGUUCAGCCUCUCCCUGUUCUGCACAUACUUCUGUCAUUUACAGCCAUGAUAUCAAAAUACUUACGGAACUGUUCGUCAUUGGUCCUGCUGUUUACUCAUCUCCAAUUACUGCAGUUGGAAAUGUUCAAUGCUGCCCCCUCUGGCCCAGAGUCUGACACUUGCUCCACCCUGGUCCAGAGUCGUUUCUUUGGUUUCUUUCUCUCAUCCUCUGUAUUUGCCAGCACACCUUGCACCUGGACCCUGCAGAACCCUGACCCACGGCGCUACACCAUCUUCAUCAAGGUCACAAAGCCAACCAGAGACUGCGUUCCCCGACAGCACCGGACCUUCCAGUUUGACUCCUUCCUGGAGACAACACGAACCUUCCUUGGAAUGGAGAGCUUUGAUGAGGUAGUGAAGCUGUGUGAUGCUUCCACACAUGUUGCCUUCCUGGAGGCAGGGAAACAAUUCCUGCAGAUCCGGAAAGGGCUGCCCCGAGCAGGCACCAGGCCCAGGAAUGGGGAAGGGGAGUUUAAGAUGGAGUAUCUUGUGGUUGGGAAGCGUAAUCCAAGCAUGGCUGCCUGUCAAAUGUUGUGCCAGUGGUUAGAGGACUGCCUUACCUACAGUAACUCCAACCGACCCUGUGGAAUCAUGCAGACACCAUGCCAAUGCUGGGACCAGCCUCCACCUGACAAAGAGACUAAUGGAUGCUACAGAGAAGGAGUCUACUUGGACAACUGCAUCCCUGUUGUUAAAGAGGGAAUGACGGAUAUAGACACAAGUGGUGGCUGGAGUGGGUGGGGCAACUGGGCGGAGUGUAGCAGUGAAUGUGGGGGAGGGGUCCAGACACGCACACGUACUUGUCAGUCACCUCCUGAGGAGGCGUACCUGUGUGAGGGAGUUCUGGAGGAGGGCCGGCCUUGCAACGCACAGCCCUGCAUCGGAUACAGGCAGUAUUCCUCUAAAGGCAAGGGCUUAAGUCCAGUGAAAUACAAUGAAGUGCAAGAGGCCAUGCUUGGCAAAGGCCGACUUGGUACUCGUAGCCAAUCCCUGCGCUCUGUGGACAGCCAUAAACGGGAGGACUCAGAUAAGACCCACAGCGGACAGCAGUCUUCCCAAACAGUGGAUCCUCCGUCGGGUGAGGAGUGGUCUGCGUGGAGUGUGUGUUCGGCCACGUGCGGUGAGGGCUGGCAGAGCCGCACGCGCUUCUGCGUCUCCAUGUCAUACAGCACGCAGUGCAGCGGGCCACUGCGUGAACAGAGACCCUGCAAUAACACUGCUGUGUGUCCAGCCGCUCUGAUUACAGUGCAUGGGGCGUGGGAUGAGUGGUCUCCAUGGAGCUUGUGUUCUUCAACGUGUGGCCGUGGCUACAGGGACCGCACGCGCUCCUGCAAGCCACCACAGUUCGGAGGAAACCCCUGCGAAGGUCCAGAGAAGCAGACCAAAUUCUGCAACAUCGCUGUGUGCCCAGUGGAUGGCGUGUGGAAUGAGUGGUCCAGCUGGAGUUCCUGUUCUUCAACCUGUUCUAAUGGGACAAUGCAGCGCACACGGGAGUGUAACGGGCCCUCGUAUGGGGGCUUAGAGUGUCAGGGCGAGUGGCGGCAGACACGGGAUUGCUUCCUCAGAGAGUGUCCUGUGGAUGGUCAAUGGCAGCUCUGGAGCUCUUGGGCUGGUUGUACCAAAACAUGUGGUGGAGGGAGCCAACAAAGGCAAAGGGUGUGCUAUGGGCCCUUCUUUGGUGGGGAGCCAUGUCCAGGGGACAGAGAGGAAGUUCGGCGCUGCAAUGAAAAGAGAUGUCCAGAGCUGCAUGAGAUCUGUGACGAAGAGAAUUUCUCCAACGUAGUGUGGAAGAGAACUCCUGCAGGGGACACAGCGGCUGUCCGCUGCCCUCCGAAUGCUGUGGGACUAAUUCUCCGGCGAUGUUCAUUGGACGAUGAGGGCAUUGCAUACUGGGAGAACCCUACUUAUAUGAAGUGUGUCUCAAAUGAUUACCGCAGUAUUCAAACACUGACCAGAGAUCACCUGUCCAAGGCUCAGAGGGGUCUUGUGGGAGAUGGGGUUUCUGAGGUGAUGACCAAGCUGAGGGUGACCUCCAGUGAUGGAACAAGCUACAGCGGAGACCUUCUGGCUAUCAUAGAUGUACUAAAGAACAUGACAGAGAUCUUUAGGAGAUCUUACUACAGCCCCAGUAAUGCAGACAUGAGGAAUUUUGUGCAGUCAGUGAGUAACUUACUGAUGGAGGAAAAUAGGGAGAAGUGGGAGGAGGCACAACUGUUGGGCCCUAAUGUUAAGGAGCUGUUUUGUCUAGUGGAGGACUUUGUGGAUGUCAUCAGUCUCCGCAUGAAGGACUUUCAAGAUACCUAUGAGGUCACAGACAACUUGGUGUUAAGUAUUCACAAGCGGCCUGUUGCGGGAAAUGCAGAUAUCACUUUCCCCAUGAAGGGAUGGAGGGGGAUGGUGGAUUGGGCUCGCAACUCUGAGGACAAAGUUAGAGUGGCCAAAAACAUCCUGGUCAUUGGAAAACCAGAUGAAGAUGACGCCUCAGCUUUUGUGACUGGUAUUGUACUCUACAGAAACCUGGGCAGUAUUCUCUCUCCACAGAGAAAUAGCACAGUGCUAAACUCCAAGGUGAUCUCUGUGACAAUCAAACCCACCCCAAGCUCCCUUUCAACUCCACUAGAAGUUGAGUUCUCCCACCUUUACAACGGUACCACAAACCAAACCUGCAUUUCCUGGGAUGAGAAUGACAGCUCGUCGUUGCUGGGCUCCUGGUCUGCGCGCGGCUGUAGAGCCGUCCCCGUCGACUCCAGCACAACCAAAUGCUUGUGUGACAGACUCUCCACCUUCGCCAUUUUAGCACGCCUCAAUCCCGAUGUGAACAUGGAUAAGACCCAGCUUCCAUCAGUGACUCUGAUUGUGGGCUGCGGGGUCUCGUCCCUUACCCUGCUGCUACUCAUCAUCAUCUAUGUGUCCGUUUGGAGGUACAUCCGCUCAGAACGCUCUGUCAUCCUCAUAAACUUCUGUCUGUCCAUCAUCUCCUCCAACGCUCUCAUCCUCAUCGGACAAACUCAGACACGGAACAAGGUUGUUUGUACUCUUGUGGCUGCUUUUCUGCACUUCUUCUUCCUCUCCUCUUUCUGCUGGGUUCUGACGGAGGCGUGGCAAUCUUACAUGGCUGUGACUGGCCGUCUUAGAAACCGCAUCAUACGCAAGCGUUUCCUCUGCCUUGGUUGGGGCUUACCUGCUCUCGUUGUAGCAAUUUCUGUUGGUUUCACUAAGGCAAAGGGUUAUGGCACUGUUCACUAUUGCUGGCUGUCUCUGGAAGGUGGACUGUUGUACGCAUUUGUUGGUCCAGCCGCUGCUGUCGUCUUGGUUAACAUGGUUAUCGGGAUUUUGGUUUUUAACAAACUGGUGUCCAAAGAUGGCAUAACUGAUAUGAAACUCAAGGAGAGGGCUGGUCAGAUGGCAGUGCCACUGUACAAUAUGACGCUCAAAUGUGCCAAGUGCGGAGUUAUCUCGUCGGCUGACGUUUCCACCACAGCUACCAGUAACGCCAUGGCAUCACUGUGGAGCUCCUGCGUUGUACUGCCACUGCUGGCCCUCACUUGGAUGUCUGCGGUUUUGGCCAUUACUGACCGCCGCUCGGCCCUGUUUCAGAUCCUCUUUGCUGUUUUUGAUUCCCUUGAGGGCUUCGUCAUUGUGAUGGUGCAUUGCAUUCUACGGAGAGAGGUCCAAGAGGCAGUGAAGUGCCGAGUUGUUGAUCGCCAAGAAGAUGGAAAUGGUGACUCUGGUGGAUCUUUCCAGAACGGCCACGCUCAGUUGAUGACUGACUUUGAAAAGGAUGUGGACAUAGCUUGCCGAUCAGGCACCCUGAAACGUUCCUCCUUACAAGGUGAGGAGAAAGUAGCUUCACAGCAAAUCACAGUACAGAAAGGCUCCAACUUCAAUACUCUUCCGGCCAGCUUGGCAAAGGUCCACCUGCAGAACAUUGCCGACUAUGCCAGCCACACGCUCACCAUGCGGCGUGAGAAGGGAUCCAUCACUGGGGUCAGCACCGAACUGCCUGGAGCCAAAUCGAUCUAUAUCUGUGACGGAGAGCUCUUCAAGCAGCUGGAUGGAGCUCCAGGAGACAGUGGUGGACCCGAAGGAGCAGGAUCAAGUCAGGGUUAUGUCCUCUUACCCAACAACAAUAACACCCUGAGACCUGCAAAGGGCAGCAAGGAGGACCAAGCCACCAAGUACAACAUCAGCAUUGAACAGUUACCCCAGACCAGGCUCAUUCACCUGGCCAACACUGCUGGUGCAGAUCCCGUAUCAGGCUUUGGGCUGAAGAGCCUUCCCACAGAGCGAGUUAGCAUUUCCUGCUCAGAGAGGGACUCCCCUGUGCAGACAGUGCAGAACAUUUCCAGUGAGUCCCAGAUGAACAACAACACAUGCGAGCCAGGGGACUCUGGCAACUCGGGCAUGAUGUCUAAGAGUGAAACCAUCUCCACACUGUCUAUGAGCUCUCUGGAGAGACGAAAAUCACGCUAUGCAGAGCUGGACUUUGAGAAGAUCAUGCAUACACGGAAGCGCCAUCAGGACAUGUUCCAGGACUUAAACAGGAAGCUGCAUCAUGCAGAGAAGGACAGAGACUCUCCUCCAGUGGAUGGGAAGGCUGGGAAGAGAUGGAGUGUGUCCUCAGGAGGCAGUGAUAAAACCAACCUUAGUGACAAGCAACAGACCCCCAGUAAGCGAGCAUGGGAGGGCAUCAGGAAGACCCACUCACCACCAUCAUGGGUGCGUAAGGAGCUAGAACCUCUGCAGGCCUCCCCCCUUGAGAUGCAGACGGUGGAAUGGGAGAAGGCCAGCGCUACUAUCCCUCUGGUGGGCCAGGAGAUCAUGGACCUGCAGACGGAGGUCUGAGAGACCACCAGCACUACUCUGAGGAACAGACUCUACUUGCAAGGAAAAGGGAUAAAGAGAAGGAAUCAUGUGUAUGCAAAAGUGUGUGAAACAAAACAGGACAACAAAUAGAAAGUAUGUCUGAAAGACACUGAAAGAGUGAGAGAAACAAAGAGAAAGAGAGAGUCACAAAGAGAAAGCAACAUGGAAAAUGUGGCUGUGCAAUUUGUUUUUUGUUUUUAUCCUGAAUGGCCUUUUCCUUAAUGUCAAAGCAAAUCAUACUCUUUUGAAAAAGCAGGUCUGAGCCUGUUGCCAUGGUAAUAAGCUGGCAUGGCCAAGAAUGGCUGAACUGGGCAAGUCGAGUGGUGACCCUCUUUGGAAUUCCGGGAUGUUGCCGUGGGAACGUUGGGAGUGAGUGACUGAAGGGUAGGACCGAAAUUCAGGCAAUGAGCAGAUGAGCCUUAGCGAGUGGCCUUCAAUUUCUUACACCUUUGGAUACACACAAACACACACAUAUUUUAGUUAUUCUGCCAUCAAAGGUUACAAAGACUACAUUAUGGAAAGCUUUGAAACUGCCUGGCAGGAAUCAGGAGAAACAUAUAAUUCAAAUGAAAAAAAAAAUCUAAUAAUAAAUAUUAUUAUUAUUAUUCUCUUUGUUGUUGUUGUUAGUGUGACACAACACAUGCAUACACUUAGGGUUUGUGGAGCGAUGUGAUCAGUGAGUUGUCCUCCACCCACAAUGCAGUGCCCAAAGCCAUCUGCAUAUGACUGUUAAUCUGUAUCAAAUGCCCUCCCAUCAUGGCAAGAAGACCCCUCCAAGCCAGGAUCGCCCACAGCAGUGCCACUCACGCCCACAACUUAGCCACUGUGCUGUUCCGUGCACCACACCGACCCUUGGACGCUUUAAAGACGGUAGUUAAGGUUGCCAGUUCUGUUGGUCAAUGUCUCAGUGACACCAACGUGAGACUUGUCAAGUAAUCUUCUUACCAGUGCAUUCCUGUGCAACGAAGUUGACAGGAAGUUAACAGGACAAGAGUUGGUGGUCAGGUUUGGUGGAUUUGUGCAUUCGUUGUGCAAAACCAACACGAUUUCAUUUGCUUGAAGUUUAAGCCUUGGUGUUUUCAUCAGAAUCACUGGAAAGAAUCGUACUGAAUCAUGUUUGGAAAAGAAAAAGGAAAAAUUUAUAAAUAUAUAAUAUUAUAAAUAGUCUUAUAUGUGAAACUGCAGAGGGGUGAUAUUCUCUGGUCAGGUUGUGGUUGCAUACACAGAAAGCACAAGACUCACUCCUCAAGAGUCCUGUUGUACAGCAUUGUAAUUAUUUCCAAAAGAGUUCUACAAAAAUGAAUUUUAGCCUAUAAAUAUCUUUCUUACUGUGCUUGGGGAAUAUCGUUAUCAUUAUUCUAGAUAUUAUUGCGAUUCUGAGAUCCCCAAAUCUCAUCGGGUUACUGGACUAUAUCAGUGUUCUGUAACUUCAUGUAACAGUGUGUAUUUUCGGUAUCACUGACUGUCACUCCAGAUGAUACGUUCUUGCCUGAAUUCUCCACCAUUGCCCCUCUUUUACCCUCCCCUCCCUGCCUUUCCACACUCCCUUUUUUUAAAUUCACUGGGGUUUCUUUGUUAUUGUACAGUUUUCAGAGCACAAAAUGAAUGUGUCAUAUUUCUAAUA